Molecule: messenger RNA, 908 nt
Organism: Saimiri boliviensis boliviensis (Bolivian squirrel monkey)
Lineage: Eukaryota; Metazoa; Chordata; Mammalia; Primates; Cebidae
Source: RefSeq, a predicted model, not a curated record
GAGGCCUGCUGACCUGCCCGCGGCUUGCGCGCCCUUGUAGACUCCACCGGCAUUCGGGAGGUGCAGGCCUGGGGUAGCCUCCUGUCUGGACAGAGAAGAGAAGAAUGGAGAAGGGCUUCACCCCAAUAGUGCCUUUGUAUUGGUUUGGCUAUGGCUACACAGCACUGGUUGCUUCUGGCGGGAUCUUUGGCUAUGUAAAAACAGGCAGAGUGCCAUCCUUGGUUGUGGGGCUGCUCUUCGGCAGCCUAGCUGGCCUGGGUUCUUACCAGCUGUCUCAGGAUCCAAGGAACGUUUGGCUUUUCCUAGCUGCUACAUCUGGUACCUUUGCUAGUGUUAUGGCAUUGAGAUCCUACUACUAUGGAAAAGUCAUGCCUGUAGGUUUAAUCGCAGGUGCCAGUUUGCUGAUGGUCGCCAAAGUUGGAGCUCGUAUGUUGAUGACAUACGAUGAGUAGAAGUCGUGCUCCAAGCUGGACUCAUGAAGAAUUCAAAUCUGAAUCUUCCACUAUUUUCAAUGUAUUAAGAGAAAUAAGGCAGAUUUUUUGCAUUUUUGACAUUUUGCCUAAAAAAAAAGACACCAAAUUGGGCAGAGGACUGGAAAAUCAGUUGUUAUCAUUACAACCCUACAGAGGUGGUGAGUAUGUACCACAAGCUUAUUUAGACCUUCAUAGAGAUCGAUUCUUGUAUAUUGAUGUUGUUGCUUUCUGUAUCUACUGGUAAAUCUCCAUGGUAAAAUGUUAGGUGUUGUCAUUGAGAACCCUGAAACCCCAUUCCCUGCUCAGAGGAACAGUGUGAAAAACUCUCUUAUGAGAGUUAGAAUAUCGGUUCUUUUGCUUGUCUUAAAGCAUAGACUGACUUUGAAAUUAUGUUAAAUGAAAUAUUGGUGAAAAUAUAGUUUACUGUAAGUAAUA